AUGGGUGACCGAAACAAUCCCAUAAAGUUUGGUCCCGAAUGGCUACGCAACCUCUCCAGAGAGCGUAGCGCUCGAUCUAACAACAACCAUAACGUGAAUCCUAGUUCAGGCACUUCACAAAUGGCUGGCUCUCCCGGAGGACCGGUGGGAGCCACAUCAGCUAAUGCUCUAUCUUCUGCAGCCUCGUCAUCUCCAAAUUCUACAACACCUUCAAAAGUCCUCCUUGCCAAACUUAGGUAUGGUCGGGAGGAAAUGCUAGCUCUAUAUGAUAGAAAUGCAGAGGCACCACCAGAGUUGAAGGGUAUUGAAACCUUGUACCAACCGCGUGGGAAACAACCGGCAGCACUUAACAACACAUUUGAAGAUGAUGUCGUGAGUAACAAGAACUUGCACAAAAGGGAUAACAUGCGGAGUGCUCCUCCCAUUGGGCAUCCAUCCCUAUCUGGAGACAGAUUUUUAAUUGGACGUGGUCGAGGUCUGAUGAGUGACGGACGCGGCAGGCCCCGCGGUUCGUACAUACGUCAUCCAUCUUUGGGAAGGGGAGGAGGUAUGUGGCAUCUCAAUCCGAGGAUGCCUCUCUUUAAUGUCGGCGUGGAUGAAGACGUUGGUCCCAGUACUCGUCCCUGGGUUAAUAACAGCCUUAACGUCAGCAACAGAAAUAGUGGCGAUCAAACAACGGACUGGAGUCCUAAAGUAUACAGGAACAAAAGGCCAGGCAAUAACACCAAUUGGCGACAGACGCAAUCAACCAGCCGAGAUGACGGAGAAGAAUGGCGGUCCCCGGAGCCGGGUAGAUCUCGCCAACUUGAGAAAUGGGAUAGGGACUGGGGUGACAGACCCUCCAACGACAAAUCUCAGCCUUGGAACAAUAGGCGCACGUGGGUCGCUGGAGAUUCCCAAAAUAAUGAAGAAAAUUUGCCAGAAUGGGCCGUUGAGAAUGCGGAGUGUGGAGGUACGUUUGAUGCAUCGGGAGCCUUCCAUGGUUACAGUAAUGAUGACAGCAACCUGCCUAAACAUCAAGAUUCUCCAUAUCCACUAACCAGGUCUCACACGCACGGUGGUGUAACAAGAUCGAAAAUAUUAGAAGGUUCAGAGGAAUGGUGGGCUUCAGAAAAGGCUAAAAAAUUGUCACCAAAACGUUUCGACGCGAGCGAUCUCAAAUUUAAUAAAAAGGCUGGUACUGGAACAGCCGAUGGUUCUAAUGCCAGUGGAACUAACAAGUCAUAUGCGAAUGAUGACCUCCAGGAGAUACCAGAAAAGUUGGAAGCUGAGCCAGAUGAAGAGGAGGAAGAAGGAGAGGCCAGCAACGCAAGCCAAGGUGAAAACCAAUAUGCAGACGAUAACGCAUUCUCAUCUGAUAAAUUUACAGAGAGCAAAACGUUUGACGCACUCAUGAGGUCUGAUAUUGAUUUAGAAGAAGCAAGUGACGAGCGGGGCAACUUCCAAUCUGUCCUCAUAAAUGCCAACAACAGUCUGCGUCAGAAACAUCAACAUCUUGUGCCCUCUAUGAAGGAAGGCCCAGGAACAAUGCACAACAUGAAAGGAUCAUUACAAUCUAACCAAGACAUGGAUCUCAAGUCUGCUGAAGAAUUGCUUGUGGACAACAUAUUUGGCAUGACACUUGAUGAUAAAGAAAUGCAUUCCACACAAACGUCAAACCCAUUUUCCAAUUCCAGUAUGUCAUCGUCAAUACCACAAAAUCAAAAUAUGCCAAUGGGUAUGUCAAAUACUGCUAUGCCUAAUCAUGGCAUGAGUAUGGACAUGCAUCUGAAUAGCCAGAAUUUACAAUCACCACCAGUGCACCAUGCGGCCGGAAUGCCACCUGUGGUAAUGAAUGCGAGUGGUAUGCAGCCAGGGAUGCCAUCAGGCAUGCAGGGAGGUUUACACAUGGGUGGGAUGCCUGUGGCUAUGCAGAAUGCCGGAUAUCCACCCUUACAAAAUAUGCCAGGAAUGCCCUCAGGCCCCAUGCAAAAUUUGUCGGGAAUGUCCCCAAGUGGUAUGCAGAACAUGCCAGGUAUGCAAGCACCUCGUGUACAAACACCUGCAAUGCAGCCAGUUAUGCAAAACGUGGGCAUAACCAACUCUGCGCUGAAUGCCUCAUUGGGUCUACCCAUUACCCCGAAUAUUGGACAACCUUAUCAAGGCAUGCCACAGCAAGUUAUACAAAAUAAUUCUACUCUGGGGUCACCUGGCAUGGGUGUACUUGGAUCAUCAUCAAUGCAGGGUGGAGGGAACAUGCCUGGGUUCCCAUCCGGCGGUGGCAUGGGCAGUAUUUCUAAUAAUGGAAAUUCAUCUUUAUUCUUGUCACAAAAUUCUAAUAACACAUCGAUGUCUGCAGCGAGUGACAUGCCAAUCUCCAAUCAUUCGAGUCAAAAUAAUAAUAUGAUGAUGAAUUUGGGUAUGCAGGGAUCCCAGAAUCCGUUCGACAAUUCUAUUUAUGCCAACAAUCCAUUGCCCGGUACCAGCUUAAUGGACCAAUGGUAUUAUGAGGAUCCUGAGAGGAACAUUCAGGGUCCAUUUUCUCCUAAAGAUAUGUAUAGCUGGUACAAAGCUGGCUUCUUCAGUCCCAGCCUGAUGGUGCGCCGGGCUUGCGAAACUAUGAUGAGACCAUUGGGUACCUAUGGGCCAGUCGUACCAUUUACUCAGAUGGAUGUGAUGUCACAGUUCCCAAUGUCCAGUGGAUUCGAUAGUCCACAAGGUUCACACGACAAUCUGUUGAACUCGCAGUCACUGGGUCUAGACGUCAUGAAUAUGGGUUCUAUGAAUUUACCCGAUAGCGCUCCCAUGGAUUUGCAAUUUGGAUCUGUGGGACUAUUGGCAAGCCAAAAUUAUGCCCAACCGCAAAUGGUGGAUUCGCUUUGGAGCCAGGGCCCGACCUCAUCUGGUGAUAUGAUGUGGAUGCAACAGCCGCGUAACCGCUCUGAAGCUCGGGUCAACAACCUCCCGAUCUAUUUCUGGCAGCAACAGCCCUCAGCCAUCAAUUCAAAUUCUCUCCUACCGGAGGAGAUUGCGAAGGAGAUGAAGACGGAAGAUCAAAUCCUGGCGCAGCUGCGUGCGACGCAGAACAUGGGCCCGCCGCAGUCGCAGCCGUUCAUGAAUGAGCUGCAGGGCCCCGCCCCGCCCGCCGCCAGCGCCGAAGACUGCUUCACUCCAAACGUCAGUGCGACUCCAAAUCUGGAAGAAUUACACAAGCUCAUUCAGAAAGAUACCUUGACUGGUCAGGCUCCAGUCAACAAUGUGCCCGAACCUGAGAUCAUUGAGCCACAGCCUCCAGUGGCGAAGCCCGUGAAACUGGAGCACAGUGUGAGCGAGUCGAGCGUCAUCAUCGUCAAGCCACUGUCUAACAAGAACGGUGCUGAGCCGAAACAGCAGAAACAGGCUAAGGAAACUGAUAAGACCACAAAGAAUAAGGAGAACAAUAACACAAAGAAUAAGAAUAAGAAAUCUAAGGAAGAAAAGAAAGAUGAACUUGAUAAUAAGGUGAAGGAGGAGGAAGCUGCCAAGGUCGAGAAAAGAUCACAGGAACCAUCGCCGCCCAAGAACAAGAAAGAAGAAAAGACCAAUAAGAAAGACAUUGAAAAGGAGAAGAAGGAGUGGAUCAAAGAAGGCUUUACUAUUGUGAAGGGAGCGGAAAAGGGCUCAAAUAAGGAUAAUAAGAAGAAGGCGGAAGAAGCGCGCGCUGCUGAAGAGGCUGAGCGUAAGAGGAAAGAGGAAGAGAAAUUAGCUUCUGAGGAAGAAAAGAAGAAGAAGCAGUUGGAAACGGCUAAGAAGCAGCAGGAACAGCAGGCACAGCAACAACAGCGCCAGGCGUCUGAGUCGGUUAUAAAGAAGGCACCGUGGUCCUCGGUCACUAGCCAAACCAUGCAAGCUACAAACAAGGACGGACUCACGCUCGCAGAGAUACAGCGACUCGAACGCGAGAAGAAACUGGAACAGAUGAAGGAACAACAGCAAAUGAUGCAGAUCAUUGCGCAACAACAAGCCGCCGCUCUUGCCCGGGAACAGGAAAUGCAGGCCGGACUAGGUUGGGCCAAGAAAAAGGGCAACAACAACACUCAGGGCCCAAGUUUAACAGAAAUUCAGGCGGAGACUCGCAAACAAGCUAUGGCUGCAGCCGUGGCAGCGGCCGCUGCUGCCAAGGUCGUUGAAGAGGCCGAGGCCGCCGCCGCAGCACCACCACAAACUAACCACGCCCCAUGGGCCAAUACGCAUAAUGGAGUGGGUGGAUUCUGGGAUACCCAGCCUAACUCAGGCAAGGACAAGGGCAAUGAUGCUCCGAAGCCGUCCGAGUCCACUGGAGCUAGGUCUAAGAAGAAACCGACUCUUCCCAUACCAUUGAAAAAGGACAUGGCUCCUGCCAUCGAGUUCGAGGCUUGGUGCACUAACGUGCUCUCUUCAUGGAGCUCAAAAAUUGAUGUGCCAACAUUUGUUGGCUUCCUGAAGGAUAUUGAGUCACCUUACGAGGUGAAAGAUUACGUCAAAUGCUACCUGGGCGAGUCGAAGGAAUCCAACGAUUUCGCUCGCCAGUUUCUGGAGAGAAGGUCUAAACUUCUCCGCGUCGGAAUGGUGACGCCAUCUGAUGAUCUGUGCUCCCCUGCCAUCGCAGUGAACCCGCGCACUCCCUCCGGCUCCGAUUACCAGGAGGUAAAGGGCAAAGGGAAGAAAUCUAAGAAGAAUAAGAUGCUGAAGGUCGACGUGCGCAUACUGGGAUUCUCAGUGACUGCUGCCGAAGACCGCAUCAAUGUAGGCGAUAUCGAUACCGUGUGA
Messenger RNA from Spodoptera littoralis (African cotton leafworm), 4767 nucleotides. The record is from the annotation of a GenBank genome assembly. NCBI's taxonomy places the organism in Eukaryota, Metazoa, Arthropoda, Insecta, Lepidoptera, Noctuidae.